This is a messenger RNA of Cryptosporidium muris RN66, 1296 nucleotides long. Its product is annotated as 26S proteasome regulatory subunit 7, putative. The transcript has a single exon. Gene Ontology annotation, cellular component: proteasome regulatory particle, base subcomplex. Gene Ontology annotation, molecular function: ATP binding; ATP hydrolysis activity; proteasome-activating activity. Gene Ontology annotation, biological process: proteasome-mediated ubiquitin-dependent protein catabolic process. The coding region runs from base 1 to 1296 and encodes 431 amino acids. NCBI's taxonomy places the organism in Eukaryota, Apicomplexa, Conoidasida, Eucoccidiorida, Cryptosporidiidae. The record is from RefSeq and is a predicted model, not a curated record.
AUGGUCGUGAAACCUAAUUCUAGAACUCAGGUCAGGGAGGAUCAUAAUGAAGAUGAGCCAAAACCUCUAGAUCAGGCUGAUAUUGACAUAAUGAGAAAGUACGGAUUGGGUCCAUAUGUUACUCAAAUAAGACAAAUUGAGGUGGAAGUAAAAGAUUUAGUACGGUCUAUUUCAAAAUUAAAUAGUGUUAGAGAAUCAGAUACAGGCCUUGCACCACCUCCACAAUGGGAUUUAGCUGCAGAUAGACAGAUGAUGCAGAUGGAACAGCCACUACAAGUAGCUCGCUGUACAAAAAUUAUUGAUCCAGGUACAGAAGAAGCUAAAUAUGUCAUUAAUAUUAAACAAAUGGCAAAAUAUGUCGUCGGACUUGGUGAUAAAGUUGCACCAACAGAUAUAGAAGAAGGUAUGAGAGUUGGAGUCGACCGUAAUAAAUACAAGAUUCAAAUACCAUUACCACCAAAAAUAGAUCCAUCAGUUGCUAUGAUGACUGUGGAAGAUAAACCAGAUGUCACAUACAAUGAUAUUGGCGGUGCUAAAGAACAACUUGAAAGACUUAGAGAAGUUGUGGAAAUGCCACUAUUACACCCCGAGAGGUUUGUUCAAUUGGGUAUAGAUCCACCAAAAGGAGUUCUAUUAUAUGGACCUCCUGGCACUGGAAAAACAUUGACUGCUAGAGCUGUAGCUAAUAGAACUGAUGCAUGCUUUAUAUGUGUUAUUGGUUCUGAAUUAGUACAAAAAUAUGUAGGUGAGGGGGCACGUAUGGUAAGAGAACUCUUUAGGUUAGCCCGUAGUAAAAAAGCCUGUAUUUUAUUUAUUGAUGAAGUGGAUGCUAUUGGUGGUGCUAGAGGUGAAGAAAGUGCUCAUGGAGAUCACGAAGUUCAAAGAACUAUGCUAGAAAUUGUUAAUCAACUAGAUGGAUUUGAUGCAAGGGGAAAUAUCAAAGUACUUAUGGCAACUAAUAGACCUGAUACAUUAGAUCCUGCACUUUUAAGGCCUGGGAGAUUAGAUAGAAAAGUAGAAUUUAGUCUACCUGAUUUGGAAGGAAGAACACAAAUAUUUAUGAUUCAUGCAAGAGUUAUGAACAUGGAACGUGAUAUAAGAUUUGAAUUACUAGCUCGUCUUUGCCCGAACUGUACUGGUGCAGAUAUUAGAUCUGUAUGUACGGAAGCUGGGAUGUUUGCAAUUCGUGCUAGAAGAAAAAGUAUUAGCGAAAAAGAUUUAUUGGAAGCUAUAAAUAAAGUCGUACGUGGCUACAAAAAGUUCUCAGCAACCCCUAAAUAUAUGGUAUACAAUUAA